GAAGGGAGAGAUUCAGAGCAAAUGUACUGUUCAGGUGUGCCACUACAGAGUAUUUCAGAAGCUUUGUUCCUUGGUCUUUUCUGUCUUCGGGGGUUUUAAUGAAAAGAACCUAAAUAUGACAUUUAAAACAGGAGAAUUCAGAUAUUUUGAUUAUGGCAGUGAGGAGAAUGAAGUUAAAUACAACCAAACUGAAGCCCCCUUGCAUAGGUUAGAAGAUAUGAAAAUUCCAACUGCAUUGUGGUAUGGUGGAGAGGACUGGCUUGAGGACCUGGAGGAUAUAAAGAUAUUACUCCCACAAAUCACUAAUCUACAGUAUGAAAAGUAUAUUCCUGAUUGGGCCCAUUUUGAUUUCAUUUGGGGUCUUGAUGCUCCUGAGCGAGUAUACAGUGAAAUUGUUGAUCUGAUGAAGAAACAUCCAUAGAAUUGCAUAUUAAUGUGUUAGAAUUAAGCAGGAUUUAGAAGGAUUUCUAUGAAAUAAGCUUUGUUUCUGAACCAAUUGUAGGGUUAACAAAGGUGUUUGCUAUGAUUCCUUGGAUUUGCACUACUUGUCAUUACCAUAUUGUCUAUCCUGCUGGAAAUUCAGGGACCUCCUCAAGGAUCUGAAUUUGAUUUCUUAGAGGAGAGAGAUUUUUAUGGCUUCAAAUUUUUCCCAUGCCUAGAAAUGUGUUGAACAAUGAAAAUGAAAACCCUAAAAAUUUUAAUAUUUCAAUGUGAAAAUGCAAAUUUCACUAUUUGUGUGACAGUUGUGAAAAUUCACACUAAAUAAUAUAGCGGGAUUCAUUUUCCUCACGUAAGUGAAUGAUUCAAAUAACAGCCUCGCCAUACAAAAUUUCAUGUGUUUAUUUGAAUGUUUUCAACAAGGAAAGAUAAUUUCAUAACGUGAUAUUCGGGGGGCACAAAACUAACAAAAACUGCUAAGGUUUUGGUGAAAAAAAUCAUGAUCAUUUCAGGACACAAUUUAAGGCCUAUUUGUUUCUCUUAGCUUUGAGGGAUUGGGAAGAUUUUAGUGGGAGAUGAUAAUGCUCAUAAAUGUGUUUGGCUGCAGGGUUAUGUAUGUAUGCUUAUUAUUGCUAAAAAGAGAGUCCCGGAGUUGUUUAUAACUGUAUUUUUUAAAUGUGUCAAGGAGAAUCCAGAGAAAAGGAUGGAAGUGUAUGGAAUGAGUGUAUAAAUAAAAAUAAAUCAAAU
Dermochelys coriacea (leatherback sea turtle) is the source of this 1185-nucleotide messenger RNA. RefSeq names its product lipase member M-like. Bases 116 to 421 code for a protein of 101 amino acids. Lineage: Eukaryota; Metazoa; Chordata; Testudines; Dermochelyidae. The record is from RefSeq and is a predicted model, not a curated record. The transcript has 3 exons.